UGGCAGCUUCAUUUCCAUAGAUUCCAUAGCACAUCCAUGGUGCUGCGCAGGCCUAGUAAACCAGGGGAAGGAAGCGUCGGGGGAUUGACUGCCGUGCCUAUGGCAGAGUCAUGGCGCGGCCUGCGAAAGCGCUUGCAGAAGCCAGUGGCCAAAGGCCAGUGGCCUGGACUUGCUGCAUGCGUUUUUGUUUCAAAGAGCUUGCGCUUGGUGGAAGAAAUUGGCUACGCUGACCUUGAAGCCAAAAGUCCAAUGACACGAAAGACAUUGAUGAGGAUCUACUCGAUGACAAAGUGCAUCGUUGCGGCUGCCGUGAUGCAGCUCCUCGAGGCAGGACAUCUUGACUUGGACGAUGAAUUGGCAAAGCACUUGCCAAACUUUCAGAAUCCGAAGGUUGUGACAGAAGGAGAUGAUGGGAUGCCGAACUUUUCAAGGCUGACACCUAGCCGCCGUCCCAUUCUGAUCCGGCAUUUGCUGACGCACACCUCUGGCAUUUCUUGUGGCCUAGCUCCAACCCUGGACGGACCGCGACAAAGGACAGCUCGUGAACGCGCAUGGGCUGGCAUUUACAUGCCACUGGUCAAUCGUGUUGAUCGUGGGGAAGUCAAAGACCUCGCCCAAUGGGUGCUGCAGCCUGCUCUUUCAGUCAACGAAUUGGCGCAGCUGCCUUUGAUAAGUCAUCCAGGAACUCACUACAGCUAUGGCUAUAGCUACGACAUUCUUGGACACCUCAUCGAGGUGAAAUCAGGAAAAAAACUGGAAAGCUACCUGCACGAUCACAUCUUGAAGCCACUGGGUAUGUGUGAUACAAGCUUUCAAGUUCCCUGCUCCAAGAGACUCAGCGUGUUGUAUAGGUACACGAAGUCGCGUUUGUGGGGUAGCGAUGGUCGACGCUUCCGAUUAGUCCGAGUUGAUCCUAAAAAAGGUGCCCAGAGUCGAUGGGCCAAGUGCCUAGUGCCUUCAGCCGGCGGAGGCCUCUCGAGUCUGGAAGGUGGCUUGCUCAGCACCAUGGACGACUACGCCAAGUUCCUGUUGGCAGUGACAUCUGGGGGUCAGCACGGUGGAGUGCGCAUUCUCAGCGAGAAGAGCGCAGAAAUGAUGAUGAGCGAUCUCAGUAGCUUGCUGGGCAGCCGUGUGCCCAGCAGUGCUCGACCAUAUGAUGAUGCCGGGCUCGGUCUCAGUGGCAUUGGCGAAUUGCAACGUCGAGGAGCUCCGAGUUGGGGUGGCUGGUUCGAUGGUGUGCCUGGUGUGCGGCAGUGGGGGGGCGCUGCUAGCUGUGCGUUUAAGUUUGACCCAAACAAGGGGCAGCCAAUCUUGGUGAUGGUCAUGACCCAGGCUUUGCCUCAAGAUGAUGGCACCACCAUUACCACUCUUUUGAAGGAUGUGCGGGAGGUCAUUCAUGCCGAAAAGUGAAGGCAGACCAACUUGCUGCGCGUGAAUGGCACCACGCUCAUCUUGGGCUGGGGCAUCAUUCCUUCAUCCUGGAAUUGAGAGAUGAUGAGAAUGAUUUCAAGAAGUGAGCGCAAGUCAAUUGGAAAUGCGGACAAAA
This is a messenger RNA of Cladocopium goreaui, 1546 nucleotides long. NCBI's taxonomy places the organism in Eukaryota, Dinophyceae, Suessiales, Symbiodiniaceae. The record is from the annotation of a GenBank genome assembly.